Nerophis lumbriciformis (worm pipefish) is the source of this 384-nucleotide messenger RNA. NCBI's taxonomy places the organism in Eukaryota, Metazoa, Chordata, Actinopteri, Syngnathiformes, Syngnathidae. The record is from RefSeq and is a predicted model, not a curated record.
AUGCCACCAAAAGGCAAAGGUACCAAGGGAGCGAAAGGAGGUGCAUCAGGAAGUGCAGAAGCUGACAAGAAGGAGAAGGCACCGAAAGGAGGCACUGCAGUAAAGGUUCGCCACAUCCUCUGCGAAAAACAUGGGAAAUGCAUGGAAGCAAUGGAGAAACUGAAGGCAGGAGUUCGUUUUAGCGAAGUGGCAUCACAAUACAGUGAAGACAAAGCGAGACAAGGAGGUGAUCUGGGAUGGAUGACGCGAGGAUCCAUGGUUGGACCUUUUCAAGAGGCUGCUUUCAACUUGGCCGUCUCUUCCAUGGAUAAGCCUGUUUACACAGACCCCCCUGUCAAGACCAAAUUUGGUUAUCACAUCAUUAUGGUGGAGGGGAAAAAGUAA